Molecule: messenger RNA, 489 nt
Organism: Microstroma glucosiphilum
Lineage: Eukaryota; Fungi; Basidiomycota; Exobasidiomycetes; Microstromatales; Microstromataceae
Exons: 3
Cellular component (GO): Nem1-Spo7 phosphatase complex; cytoplasm
Molecular function (GO): protein phosphatase regulator activity
Source: RefSeq, a predicted model, not a curated record
AUGCGACCGGGCAACAACUUCAACUUCGACUCGUCCACCACUUCCUCCAAUGCCGCCUCCAUACCACCCACACCAGAUGGAGCCACCUUUCGGGAUCUCCUCAUCUUCGAGGAGCGUCUAAAGCAGAAUGCUGCACGGCUGCAGCGCCGCAAGCACAAGUAUCAGGGGAUCCUCCUCCUCCUCUGCGCUGCUAUCCUACUCCUAUCCUACCAUAGAAUCGUCGCCGCAAAUCGAUUUGUACCUCAAGCCAACAGGGCGCUCAGGCCUUUCAACAUGUACCUCAACACCCGCAGACCGCCGGCAGGGGACAGCUGGCUCUCCUCUCUGCCCUUCAUCAAGUCAAACGGCUCAGCAAUUCAGCCCAUUCCCCCUUCCUCAAACCCACGCGGAGAAAUGAUCUUCUCCUCCAAAGUCUCCCUAGCCUUUCGCGAAGGGUACGAACGCUAUCGGAACGUCUUUGAGAGGAGGAGAAAGGAGAAGUUGGACGCG